Myiozetetes cayanensis is the source of this 1913-nucleotide messenger RNA. It is a transcript of the gene CAMK2B, whose product is annotated as calcium/calmodulin dependent protein kinase II beta. The transcript has 21 exons. Gene Ontology annotation, molecular function: ATP binding; calcium/calmodulin-dependent protein kinase activity; calmodulin binding. Gene Ontology annotation, cellular component: neuron projection; cytoplasm. The coding region runs from base 86 to 1717 and encodes 543 amino acids. Lineage: Eukaryota; Metazoa; Chordata; Aves; Passeriformes; Tyrannidae. Gene Ontology annotation, biological process: protein phosphorylation. The record is from RefSeq and is a predicted model, not a curated record.
CCCCCCGCCCCCCCGCGCCGGGCGGAGCCGGAGCCGAGCGGAGCCGGUGCCGGGGCGGCUCAUUGCGGCGCGGCGCGGCGGCAGCAUGGCCACCACCGUGCCCUGCACCCGCUUCACCGACGAGUACCAGCUCUACGAGGAGAUCGGCAAGGGGGCUUUUUCGGUGGUCCGGCGCUGCGUCAAGCUCUGCACUGGCCAUGAGUACGCCGCCAAGAUCAUCAACACCAAAAAGCUCUCAGCCAGAGACCACCAGAAGCUGGAGCGUGAGGCACGCAUCUGCCGGCUGCUCAAGCACUCCAACAUCGUGCGGCUCCACGACAGUAUCUCUGAGGAGGGUUUCCAUUACCUCGUCUUUGACCUGGUGACAGGUGGUGAGCUCUUUGAGGACAUUGUGGCGAGGGAGUACUACAGCGAGGCCGAUGCCAGCCACUGCAUCCAGCAGAUCCUGGAGGCUGUCCUGCACUGUCACCAGAUGGGGGUGGUCCACAGGGACCUCAAGCCGGAGAACCUGCUCCUGGCCAGCAAGUGCAAAGGGGCGGCGGUGAAGCUGGCAGACUUUGGCCUCGCCAUUGAGGUGCAGGGGGAUCAGCAGGCCUGGUUUGGAUUCGCAGGCACGCCCGGCUACCUGUCCCCCGAGGUCCUGCGCAAAGAGGCCUACGGCAAACCUGUGGACAUCUGGGCAUGCGGGGUCAUCCUGUACAUCCUGCUGGUGGGCUACCCACCGUUCUGGGACGAGGACCAGCACAAACUCUACCAACAGAUCAAGGCCGGGGCCUAUGACUUCCCUUCGCCCGAGUGGGACACGGUCACCCCUGAAGCAAAAAACCUCAUCAACCAGAUGCUGACCAUCAACCCCGCCAAGCGCAUCACAGCUCACGAGGCCCUCAAGCACCCGUGGGUCUGCCAACGCUCCACCGUGGCCUCGAUGAUGCACAGGCAGGAAACAGUGGAGUGCCUGAAAAAGUUCAACGCCCGGAGGAAGCUCAAGGGCGCCAUCCUCACCACUAUGUUGGCCACCAGGAACUUCUCAGUGGGCAGACAGACCACCGCUCCUCCGACCAUGUCGGCGGCCGCCGCCGGGGCCCCCCUGGGGCUGGUGGAACAAGCAGCUAAGAGCUUACUGAACAAGAAGGCGGAUGGCGUGAAGCCCCAGACCAACAGCACCAAAGGCAGUGCCGGUGUCACCAGCCCCAAGGGGACCCUCCCACCUGCCGCCUUGGAGCCUCAAACUACUGUAAUUCAUAACCCUGCAGACGGCAUCAAGGAGUCAUCCGACAGCACCAACACCACCAUCGAGGAUGAGGACACCAAAGCCCGCAAGCAGGAGAUCAUCAAGAUCACGGAGCAGCUCAUCGAGGCCGUCAACAACGGGGACUUCGAGGCCUACGCGAAGAUCUGCGACCCGGGGCUUACCUCCUUUGAGCCCGAGGCGCUGGGCAACCUGGUGGAAGGGAUGGACUUCCACCGCUUCUACUUCGAGAACUUGCUCUCCAAGAACAACAAGCCGAUCCACACGACCAUCCUGAACCCGCACGUGCACGUCAUCGGUGAGGACGCGGCCUGCAUCGCCUACAUCCGCCUCACCCAGUACAUCGACGCGCAGGGCCGGCCCCGCACCAGCCAGUCCGAGGAGACCCGCGUGUGGCACCGCCGCGAGGGCAAGUGGCAGAACGUCCACUUCCAUGGCUCGGGGGCCCCUGUCGCCCCGCUGCAGUGAAGAGUUCGCCGUGGCUGUCCUGGUUCCAGCCCCACGGAGACGGCGAUGGGAGCCGAGGCGGCAGCCGGAGCUGCGGCCCCCCAAAGCACGCGUCCGCAUGCCUGUCCCCCCCGCCCUGGCCCCUGCUCCUCCCCCUCCAGUGCCUGUGUUUGCAGAAAACAAAAAGACAAAAAAAAAAAAAAAAACGAAACGAGGA